AUGGUUACCAUAUCAUCUACACCCAACAGCAGCUUUCAUCAGUUGCAUACUUUCAACUCUGAGAACAACAAUAAUCACCUCUAUCAUGCCACUUUCUCUCCAUAUUUGAAUGGCAAUGAAGGGACCAUUGUAGGAAGGCUUGGUGAACCAAGCCAAAAGAUCAAUCCCAUCGGCCAAAGAAAGUCCCCUCUUCAAAAGCUAGAAAAGAAAGAAGAGAAUGGAGAAAUUGGAGUAUUUGGGGCUGAAAGGUACUUCAAUGCAGGAGAAUCUGAGACCCCGAGAUCUGCCAGCACCAUAGCCACUUCAAAGUACCUGCACCAGAGAGAUGAGUCAAUAGCUCUAGCAACUAGAAAGCACACACAUCAGUAUGGAACUCCAAGUAUUCGCUCUGAAUCAACUAGCAAUAGCCAAACUGCUUUUCUGCAGAGUGGGAUGAGAAAUUCUUUGAGGAAUAAAAAAGACAAAGGUCAAGCCAAGAGCGUUCUAGCUGGUCUUGGCUUCAAAUGCUCUUGUUCUGGAAAAGAUUCUGUUGAUGCAGGUGAAGUCAGUUUUAGCAAACCUGCUACUUAUGGUGCAGUUCAUGGAAAAACAACAACAAGAAAGCUGGUGGAUAUUUCUGCUCUAGAUGCUAGCCAUUCAAUUAAAUUAAGUAAGCCUAAUGCAGAACUCUUGAAAAUCAAUAAUGUUUAUUUCCAAAAGGAAGAGAAUUUUGGGGUGGGAGUGAACGGCCAAAAGAACAAUUUGACAUUCUCACCCUUGAGUUCUGCCUCAGGAAACAAAAACCAUCCAGUCAAAAUGAGAGCUCAACAAGAGGAAGAAGAGAUCAAAGCAAGGAAAUCCUUGGAGGUGUUUGGCUCCCCAAUACUGAAAAAUAAGAUAAAGUCCUUGAGCUUUGAUAGAAGGGUGGCAAUGCCCUCACGAGAUGGUGCUCCAAGGAUGGAAGAAAUUGAUUCAAACUACAUUAAUGAUGCUGCUAGUGAUGCAAGUUCAGACUUGUUUGAGAUAGAAAGCAUCAAAAGCAAAACCAACCCCUUCCUUGCAAGGCAAACAUCAGAUGCUGCUUCCAGCUGUGUCAGCCCCACAAAUGGUUAUGCACCAAGUGAGGCAAGCAUAGAGUGGAGUGUGGCCACAGCCAGUGCUGCAGUCAUGUCAGACUGUGAAGAACAGAUGUCAGAAAUAACCAUAAGGAGUCCAAUAAGGACAACAUUGACUUCAUCAAAUGGAAAAACAAAAGCACCUAGAGAGGUUCAGAGAAGGCGCCCUAGCGUGCUGUUGGGUUGCAAGAGCCACAAAGCAGUUAGAGUUGCUGGUGAUGCUUGCAUAACAUAUGACCAUCCAAGCUCUACACCCAAAAUUCCUAACAGGACUAAUACCUCUCAGGUGGCAAGGUUUCCUUCUGAGAUAAAACUGGGAAAUUUUGGUGCAAAACCUGGACAACAACAUCAUGCUUAUGCCACAUCACCACUGCAGCAGGCUCACUCACCACAUGCCUCAAAACUACUAUACAUUUAG
Molecule: messenger RNA, 1512 nt
Organism: Sphenostylis stenocarpa
Lineage: Eukaryota; Viridiplantae; Streptophyta; Magnoliopsida; Fabales; Fabaceae
Source: the annotation of a GenBank genome assembly